GAAACACUACAUAAACCGCGUUUCACAACUGAUUUCUUACUAAAAAUGGCAACGUUGCUGACUACAGUGUGCCAGAUUCUGGCACUGGUGUGCUUCAUCCAAGUAUGUGCAGGCGAAAAAAAAUGGGAUGACCUUAGUGUCAGGUUUGAUCUCUUCAAAUCCAGAGGUUUCCAUCGCAUCCCCACAUCCACAAGCGACCGCAUGAUCAAGGACUACGUGAAGGUUGAACCAGAAGCAGAUUUCAAACUACCCGUCGAUUUCUACUGCUACCCCAACGAUCCUAGGGCUUGCUUCAUGUUCGACAAGAAAGGAAACGUAGUAGGAGUACAAACCUCGUUCAUCAAGGCUGAUGUUGCAAAUGUAGAUCCUGCUGAUUACGACUACAACGCCGUCCUGCAUACUUACAAAGAGACGAAUUUCUUUGGAAUCCCAGCUUACAGUUUCAGAGCCUACAUGACCAAUCCAGAAAAACUUACCGAAAAUGGACGUGACGCCAAUGGCGAAAUCGGAGAUGGUCUCUGGGUUUACAUCAAAGGUGAACUGAUUGAGAUCCCAAGAAAAAUGCCAGAAGGUGACAGAUUUGGUGAUUUCUACAAGCAAGGGUGCUUGAGAUCUAUGGGUCGUCACUUCUUCUACAAGGUAGACAAAAACCUGAAGGAUUGCAGAGAGAACUUCGCUCUCUUCCCACUCUACGAAGACGGAUACCUCGUAGGAUACGGUUUGGCUACACCAGGAACAGCAACAGCUGGUAAACGCCGGGACUGGUACGAAUACCCACCAAAGCUAGCUCUAAGUAUCAUCACACCUAACAGGCCACAAUGCUUGGACGACUUGGCUAGCAAGUACGGCCAGACUUCGAUGCACGUCUACUUCGUGAAGAGGCCUUGGGACAUCUCCUGCAACUGCUUUGAUAAGCUCAUCAAUAUACUCACAGACUGGAUUCCAUUUUAAUAAUAACCGUCAGUAACUUAUUUAUCCUGUCAAAUAAAUGAAUUUGAAU
Molecule: messenger RNA, 1000 nt
Organism: Nezara viridula (southern green stink bug)
Lineage: Eukaryota; Metazoa; Arthropoda; Insecta; Hemiptera; Pentatomidae
Source: the annotation of a GenBank genome assembly